AUGCCUGAUGGCUUGGACAACGCCUUCGGAGCGGGCACCCACGGUGAUGAUAUGAAUGGUGGUAAUGAACGCAAGAUGGGUGCUUGUUUCAACUGCGGCGAGGAGGGUCAUUCCAAGGCCGAGUGCCCUCACCCUCGCAAAUUCAAGGGUGAAUGCCGCAACUGUGGUCAAGAGGGCCACAUGGGUGCUGACUGCCCUACCCGUGUCGUCAAAUGCAAGAACUGUCACCAGGAAGGCCACGAUGCCCUGAACUGCACCAACCCCAAGUUUGUCGACAAUGCGCGGGUUGCUGACAAGUCGGAGAACGAGGCUUGGGACUUGCUCACGCAAGCCAGUAGUGAACGUGAUAUUGGAGACUUCAAAGAGGCACUUCAAAUUCUGUCCAAGGCUGCUCCUCACUACACCUAUCCUGAGCUCGAGAAGGAGUUCCGCAAGCGUGACUUCAGCAUCUACUUGAUUGCCAUGUUGAAGGACCAUGGUGACACUUGGACCAAUGUCAAUCUCCAAGGCGAGACCGGCAAGAAGUACGCUGUGAGCUACUUCACCUCCGACAAACCUCAGCGUCCUACGCUCGUCGACAAAUGGCCAGCGUCGACCGAGGAAAACCUUGCUCGUCUUGCUGAUGCCGGCGUUCCUCUUGAUCGUGGAGUUGACAAGUGCAACAAUUGCAAUAAGGUUGGUCAUAUUGCCAAGCGAUGCCCUGAGGAAAGAAUUGCAAGUGUUCAGCCCACCGUUACCUGCUACUUGUGUGGUGAGGAGGGUCAUCGUGUCCGUGACUGUGCCCAGGAGCGUAAGCGUGGUGGUCGCGCCUGCAAGAUCUGUGAGUCCGAGGAGCAUUUGGCCAAGGACUGUCCCAACAAGGAGAAGCGAGCUUGUCGUAACUGUGGUGACGAGGACCACAUGGCGAGAGAUUGUCCCACUCGCGACAAGAGAACUUGCCGCAACUGUGGAGAGGAGGAUCAUAUGGCGAAAGACUGUCCGGCUCGUGAAAAGAGAACUUGCCGUAACUGCGGCGACGAAGAUCAUGUGGCUCGAGACUGCCCCCAACCACGAAAGAUUACCUGCAACAUCUGCAGUGAGGAAGGCCACAUUGCUCGCGAAUGUCCCAAGCAAGGUCAAGCUGGUCCCCGUCCACCCCGCGACUGGACUAAGGUUACCUGCAGCAUUUGCAAUGAGAAAGGUCAUGGUCGUUCGCGCUGCCCUCAAGCUCAAUCAGCUGAGGUUUUUGGACAGCCUGAUCCUGGGAAAGCCCACGGUGCACAUGGCGUUGGUGCUGGCUGGGAGACUACCCCGACCACUGGCUCUGCGCCUGCUGACUGGGAAACUCCUCCAACUGGCGAGUCUGCCUGGGGUGGUGCGCAAGCUGUUGCCGGUUCUGGCUGGUAA
This is a messenger RNA of Cladophialophora psammophila CBS 110553, 1386 nucleotides long. RefSeq lists its product as uncharacterized. Gene Ontology annotation, biological process: positive regulation of cytoplasmic translation. The coding region runs from base 1 to 1386 and encodes 461 amino acids. The record is from RefSeq and is a predicted model, not a curated record. Gene Ontology annotation, cellular component: cytoplasm. Gene Ontology annotation, molecular function: translation regulator activity; zinc ion binding; single-stranded RNA binding. The transcript has 7 exons. Lineage: Eukaryota; Fungi; Ascomycota; Eurotiomycetes; Chaetothyriales; Herpotrichiellaceae.